UUUAACGACCUUCCCGCUGAGAUCGUCGCCAUCAUCGUACAAGAUGCUGCAAAACCCACUUUUACUCAAGACGAGGAAUAUGAGCUGAUGAAUCUGUACUCAACCGCUCGUGAACUUUGUCUCGUCUCCCGCGCUUUUAGGCACAUUGCACUGCCUAUAAUGUUGCACACAGUAUUACUGGAUUCUCGUAACAUGCCAGCUUUCUUGCAUGCUCUACAUAUGCAGAACGAAUACGCUCACACCUAUCCUGCUCUUCGUUUCGAGUACACACCUUACAUACGCAACAUCUGGUUUGGAGAGCGUUGUGGUGGGCGUCCCUCAGACGCUCACGUCUACAGCCGCUUUACCUCUGAGCCUGUGUCAGACCUUGAGCUCAUCGCUCCAGUACUCCUGAGCGCAUCGUCACUAGCGAUCGAGUUCUGGUGUCUAGACCUCCUGGAAUACUGUGUAGAGCUCGCAUGGGGCCGUAUGGACGACAACAUAGACCGUGGAUGUUUGCCACUUCCGUGGAACAUAAAAACAUUAACGUUAUCGAGGAUCACCUGUGAUUCAUGGGACAUGACGAGGCUUGCGUCAGGAUCAGCCUUCCUGGCAUCCAUCACCCACCUUAUCGCCAUCCCUCCCGAUGAGCGUGACAUAUCUUCACACAUCCUUUUUCGGACUAUGUGCGGUGUUGGAUGUCAAAGCUACGCUGCACCUCUGUGGAUGGAGUACGUUCCGUGGGGUUCUUUCGAGAGACUCGAAAGAGUCUCUUUG
Molecule: messenger RNA, 756 nt
Organism: Suillus fuscotomentosus
Lineage: Eukaryota; Fungi; Basidiomycota; Agaricomycetes; Boletales; Suillaceae
Exons: 1
Source: RefSeq, a predicted model, not a curated record